This is a messenger RNA of Aspergillus oryzae RIB40, 567 nucleotides long. RefSeq lists its product as uncharacterized. The record is from RefSeq and is a predicted model, not a curated record. The transcript is spliced from 3 exons. Bases 1 to 567 code for a protein of 188 amino acids. Lineage: Eukaryota; Fungi; Ascomycota; Eurotiomycetes; Eurotiales; Aspergillaceae.
AUGAAGCUGUCAUUUCUCUCUCUCCUUUCGGCCGCGGCCGGUGUAGCUGUUGCAGCUCCGACUGAGUCAACCAAAGACCAUUCUGUUCCGUUCAACAAUCGCGCGCUCGGUCCCCUCAAGCCCAACCCUUUCCAGGGCCUGAAAUACAAGGGUGACUGGCAAGUUGGCCGGUACUCCGUGCAAGCCUCGAACAUCAAGACCACCAGUGGAAACAAGCUCUUAUUUUACCCAAUGACCAACAUCACCGACGUCGAGGUCAGGGGUUCUGUCAGUGUGGACGGGGGCAAGGAUAAAUUCAACGGGAAAUCCGUGAAACUCGGCUGCAGCGUCAAGAAUGGGAACAAGAAGCAGACGGUGCCGUGUGAUAUUCAGAUCACCGGAUCUAACCUAGUUAACCAGAAGUUCGUUUCGGUUAAGUAUACCGACACCAAGGCGUUGCAGACGGUUGACCUUGACGAUCUGUAUCUUGUGGAUGCGUUGUUCUUCCGGAUCAAGUCUGCUGGAAAGGACAAGGAGCUGACGGAGGAUAUUACGCUUCUUGUGGAUGAUUUCAAUCUCCAUUCCUGA